Messenger RNA from Drosophila takahashii, 1130 nucleotides. RefSeq lists its product as uncharacterized. NCBI's taxonomy places the organism in Eukaryota, Metazoa, Arthropoda, Insecta, Diptera, Drosophilidae. The record is from RefSeq and is a predicted model, not a curated record.
UGUGAUGGUUGUGUUCGAAUGUUAAGGCAAGCUAGUUGAGCAAAGUUCAAAAUUUUCGUCGUAUGAAAUUCCAAAUUCGUUUCGUCUUCCGUUCCUGGCAGACACAGUCCUCAUUUGGGCAACGUUGCCAUCACCAAAACUAAUUUCAGCACUUACAUACACGCUGAAGCAUCCUCACCGAUCCUCAAGAGAACGAUCACCAGAACUAAUGAUCCUUGAGAUUUGUCUGCAGUUCCGUUUGGUGCGACAGUUUGAUGUUCGCGUAUAUUUUCUGAGAUUUAGUCUAAACGUGGUUAAUCAGUUGGCACCCAUUGAGGAGUCCUCUACUGGAUAUUAUUUGUAACAUAAGGAAGAUCCACAAGAUCUAGUGACUAGACAACGUAAUGUCUGGAUCAAUACGAAGCCGCAGCCUUUUGGGAAUCUACGAAUACAUCAUGCCCGGAAUUUAUGACUAUCGAGUGACCCAUAGUGCCGCUGCCACAAUCAGUGCCUAUCAGCUUGAUCCAGUACUAGACAGCGACUCAUCCUCUUGGUCCAUUCCCGAUACAGAUGCCCUUUAUGUGGCCGGACCAUUGGGAGUGAUCAACUACCUCUCAGAUGUUCAAACGCACUUGGCUCUGCCCACCAGUCAAAACCUGGAAACUGGUCUAAUCUACACCACCAUUAGCUCCAUGUCACCCGACACCUAUAUCCAUCACUAUGUCCAAGUGGAGAAUGAUCUAGUGGAUGAUGAGGGCUACGGCUAUGAGAUUCCCCAGCUUGAUCUCUGCCUAGACCAUCUUAUUUCCGAAUCCGAUAGAGCGGAGCAGGAGGAAGUGCAUCAGUCCAGUGAUUCCCAGCACUCAUCGAAGGGUUACUCGUCGGUGGAGAUCAGCGAGGAGUCGAGAUCAGGGGAACCUGAACCAAUCAAGGAAGAGGAGGUGCCCAAGAAGCGAAAAAAGAUCUCGCACAGGCGCAUCUAUGAGGCCGAGCAGGGUUACCUGGUCGAGGAGCCCACCAGCGAACAAUCUGAAGAUGAUACCGAACUGCCACACAUAUCCAGGACAUAGAUCCCAGUUAGAGUUCCGAAAAUUUCAGCUCUGCGUUGACGUUCCUAUUUCCCAAUUUAUUUUCAGCAGACCGAUUUCCAG